AAUAUACAGUAAUUAUCUUAAUGUUUCUAUAGUGGUUGUAUUCCUUUCAAUGCUAUACGGCUGAAGAUUCCACUUUUACGUGUGACCCCUUUUUUGUUUAUAAGUCAUGUAUUAUUUUUUAUUUGUUUAUUGUUACUAAAUCAGAGAUCAUUAAUUGCCUCAGGUUAAGGCCACCCACUCUUAUUUUAUACUUACUGCAUUCAAGAUUUGAGGUUUUAGAUUAUCGUCUCAGAUUUUUCAUUUGAAGCCACCUACUCCUCUGUGUUCUAGUUCAACCAAUUUUUGUUGCUUUUUCAUAAUCAUUGCUCACUGCAUUUAAACUCGUGCGGAGAAUUCAUUUUUCUGUCGACGGAUUGUAUUUUGCUUUCUUAACAACCCUUGUCGGUGACACAGUCAUCUCAAUUAGGAGCACAACACAAUGCCGCCGCCGCCGGACUUUCCCUCUCCUCCUCCUCACUCUUCCAGUCUGAAGAGAUAUGGCAGUGAGAUGCAUAAGGAUCAUAUGCUCAAUAUGUCGCCAAGACCCUCCCACCAUCUUCAUUCUCCUUGUGCCGAACUGGUGAGAGAGAUUGCCACACUUGAAGUUGAAAUAUUGCGUUUGGAACGUCUUCUUCUUUCACUCUACCGGACGGCUAUUCAGCAGCAUCUCCCAAGGAUCACAGAAGACCACGUGGAAACACCUCAAUUAAAUCAGCCAUCUCAUAAAACAAAAUCGAAAAUUCCAACAAGUUCUUUAGGUGGACCACAUGAUUUGGUCCAUGUUUCACUUCAAAAGUCAUCAUCUGAAACUGGAAGGGAGAAGCAAAGGGCAUACUACCGGCAUCGUAGCCUUGCUGAUUACCUUGGAAACUGUCGCAUAGAUGAUGCCCCAUCUUGUCCAGCUAGACUAUCUGAAGACAUCAUAAGGUGUAUGUCGUCGAUUUACUGCAAAUUGGCCAACCCCAUGGCUACUGAGAAGGGCUGUUCGGUUUCAUCUACUUCAUAUUUCUGCUCCUCUUCCUCUACCACAUUUUCUGGAAGUUGGAGUCCACAAUGCAAUGAUGAAGUUACACAAAGUUGCGAUUUAGAGAAUGGAGCAUAUGCUGGUAUGGUAGAAGUACUCAAGUUAUGCCUAGAUGAUGAAAGUUAUAACUAUGCUGCUGUAAUGCUUCAGAGAUUUAGAUCUCUUGUAAAGAGUCUUGAGAUUGUUGAGCCAAUGAAGAUGAGACGCGAAGAGAAAUUGGCAUUUUGGAUCAAUAUUCACAAUGCCUUGGUGAUGCAUGCUUAUUUAGCGUAUGGAACUCAGCAAUACUUGAAAAGUAGUUUGAUUGUGAAAGCUGCUUAUAACGUUGGUGGGCACUGCGUUAAUGCUUAUGACAUACAAAGCUCCAUUCUAGGAAUAAAAUCACACUAUUCUGCACCGUGGCUUCAGAAGUUGAAGGGUGGGAAGAGCAGACAUCCUUUAGCAAUAGAAUAUCAGGAACCCCUCGUUCAUUUUGCAGUUUCGUCGGGGGCGUAUUCAGAUCCUGCGGUUCGAGUUUAUAGAGCAAACAGUAUAUUUGAGGAUCUCAAAGCUGCGAAGGAAGAGUAUAUACAAGCCACUGUUUAUGUUCACAAGGAAGCAAAGAUAUAUCUGCCCAGAAUUCUAUGCUACUACGCCAAGGAUAUGUCGCUUACCAUGACUGCAAUCUUGAACGUAGUGAGUGAAUGCCUGCCGGAAGUUAAGCAAAUAUCGAUGAGAGCCUGCGUCAAGGGUAGGCCGGAAAAGUAUGUGUAUUGGUUGGAACAGGCUUCAUCAUUUCGAUAUCUAAUCCAUACGGAAUUAUAGCCAAUUAAAUACACCAAAUCCA
Molecule: messenger RNA, 1829 nt
Organism: Salvia splendens (bonfire salvia)
Lineage: Eukaryota; Viridiplantae; Streptophyta; Magnoliopsida; Lamiales; Lamiaceae
Exons: 9
Coding region: 419-1807 (462 amino acids)
Source: RefSeq, a predicted model, not a curated record